Molecule: messenger RNA, 2541 nt
Organism: Sparassis crispa
Lineage: Eukaryota; Fungi; Basidiomycota; Agaricomycetes; Polyporales; Sparassidaceae
Exons: 5
Coding region: 1-2541 (846 amino acids)
Source: RefSeq, a predicted model, not a curated record
AUGAUCAAGCGACGCGUAAAGCGCGCCUUCUCCGAACUGCGAGGCGUUCCUCGCUUUCUUAUACAUGCAAUGGAUACCAUCCUCGAUGCAAAGCUCGAUGAGCCCGUCGAACCCCAGUCUGCGCCACACAACCUGGACGACGAUCGUACAGAAAUUUUUCGACCAUACGACAUAAAGAAGCGACGGUCUUUUGUCUCUACACUGCUGUCGACUCAGACGCGCCUGGAAAAGCUUGUCUUUCCGGACGCCACAGACCUCCCUUGUGCUCCCGCAGCGGCCUCUAUUGUGGCUGCCGACAAAAAAAAGGCCACUGACUUCGUAGCCGCCUAUGAGGCAAUGUGCAACGAGCCCCUUGACAUGGAGGAGGCCUACGUCCUCCUGUGUCUCACCAAGGGAGACACAGCCGUCAAUCCACGAGAAGGCCACACCUCGGAGUUUGAGACAAUCCUUCCCGCAACAACCUCCCAAAUCGCGGUGGCUCCCCAACCACAUGCCAGCUACGAGUUACCCACGUUGACCACCGAGUCCGACUUUCAGGUCACUCCCGUUGUUUCAUGGGAACCACCCGCCGACACUUCUUGUAACGAGCCUUCUCGGAGUGGCGAGGCCACUCCCAGCUUGUCCUACGCAGUGACGCCUUCGUCUUCCGAGACAUCACUAGUCUUCCCUAGGAGUGUCCCUCAGCCUUCGGGAUUCAUCGCACCGGCUCACGACAUCGUCCAUGGACAAGUUGUGGACCAACUGUCUCAGGCCCACCUAUGUCAAGAAGAGCCCACAGCCCCGUAUCCUGACGCAAUUUGUGACUUGAGCAGGGACGGCCCGAAGUCUCUUCCAGAAUGCGAUUCCGAGCUCGAUAUCGAUAUGUCAGAUUCGUUCGUCCAGGAGGAGGGCCAGUAUGGAGCGGGUUUCGUGCAAGAUGCCACGUACGGAUCGUCAGCUGCUCUAGGACAAACGAAGGACUUUUUCACUAUGCAGACUCCCAUUGGAUACAACACAUGGCCGGUUCAGUACAAUGGAUAUCUCUACCCAGAGAUGGCAUAUCUGCAACAGCAACAGCCUCUCGCCCUAUCGACGGAGCCUUCCCUGUUUACUGUGUUCGCUAUACCCGCCGCUCCGGUGCUAUUCACCGAUCCUGCCUUGUCUACCAUCUCUGCACCUGCGCCUUCGAUGUUCUACCAUAGUCCGCCCAGUGCAUUCCCGACGAAUUUCUACGGACCAUCUCCAACAGCCCUGGACGUCACAAGCUCGCGCUGUGUGAAUUACGAUCAGGACGACCCGAUGGAUUAUCAUGCAUACGAUGCAAUGGAUAUAGAGAAUUGGACGUACGAUAUCGAUAUGACGACGACGACAAGGAGCUCCGCCACGACGGAUGUUAUGGAUGUCGACGACUCGGGUUAUUGUGCGCUGUUACACAGUGAGGACAUUCCCUUGAGCGCGGAUCCUUACUCUGCUGGGUACGACAACGACGAAGAAAUGGCCGAGCAGGCAUCUGAGGUGCACCCGGCCGUCGUGCAUAGCAUCACUCCUCUCUCUACGUCUGUUACACGCAAUAGACCGCAGCCUCCCAGAACGCGUAGACAUGGCCGGCGUACUGUUGGCGGUAACAACAAAGGUCAGAAGCUCGACGAUUUGGAAGACUACGAUUCCGACGACUUCGCCGUGAAGUUGGAGGAUCAGCUUACCGAGGUAGCCGAGGAGGAUGUUCCCUCUCCCGACAGCAUCAAUGCUGCCGAAACGGAUGUCCCUGCGCCCGACAGCCUCAACGCUACCAAAACGGAUGUUCCUACGCCCGACAGGACUGACGUUGCCGAGAAGGAUGUUCCUGGAGUCGACAGUACUGAAGUUCCCACUGCUAUCGGCGAGACAGACCCAACGCAGGUGCCGCUCGAAAGGGACCUGCGGAAAGAGGCUCAUAGCUUCCUCGACAGCCUGGGAAAGCAAAUGGUUGCUGCACAGGAAGUUGCGGCUACGGAGACUCAGUCUAACGGCACGGUAAAUCCCACCGAAGUUGAAGCUGUGGUUGCGGGAUCGAGCCAGGAAUCCGGUACGAACAGCGAUCAUGAGAUCAUGGACAAAGCGACUGAACUCCUGUCGGCUCAGAGGGAAGAGAGUGAUGAUCUCCCUGACUUCACCGAAGAGGAGUGUGAGGUGGUUUUGAAGGAAGAUCAGGCUACGGAGAAGCCUCAGCAGUGCAGCGAAGACGGAGACGGCAAUGUCGCCGACGACGAAGCGAUCCAUGAUGAAGGUGAACAGGACGGGGAUGAAUGCAGCGACGAAGACGAUUAUGACUCUACAACUGAAGAAGAAGAUUGCGACGAAGAGGAGAAUAACAUAUAUGAUGAACCAGACGAGAAGGAGCAAGGACAGGCGGCGCCCAAGGACGUUACCGGAGGAUUCGUUCUCAACUACUAUCGUCGGGGGGGACCAGUGCUCCCAGCGGCCUACAUGUCUAGACCCGCGGCGAAAGUGUCAACCCCGUCUGUGGGCAAGGGCGCAACCGACGAAUUAUCUGCGAUGAUGGCGCGGAUGAAGCCAGUGUAG